AUGAAGGACAUUAAUCCGAACUUCUUUUACGCGGUGAAGUUGGACGAGGAGUGUAAAUUUAAGAGCGCGGUAUGGGUUGAUGCAAGGUGUAGGGCGUCCUAUGAAUACUAUGGAGACGUCGUGUCAGUUGAUAGCACGUACAGUACAAAUAGGCAUGGAUUACCGUUUGUGUCGUUCGUUGGGGUCAACCACCAUGGUAAGUCGACCCUCCUCGGUUGUGCUUUGUUGGGUAAUGAGGAAAUCACAAGUUAUGAGUGGGUUUUUAGCCAAUGGGUGAAGUGCAUAAAAACUGCUCCACAGUGUAUCAUAACCGAUCAAUGUCGAUCCAUUUACCGUGCGAUCAAAAAUACUUUACCCGACACACGCCACCGGUGGUGCAUCUGGCAUAUUAUGAAUAAGUUACCUUCCAAGCUUGGGGGUUACCGCCGGUACGGAGCUUUGUAUGGUGACCUAAACGACAUUGUGUGGAACUCUCAGACCGAGGAGUCAUUUGAAGAUAAGUGGGCUGAUUUUAUAGAUGAGUACAACUUACAUGACAACACAUGGCUGUCAGAUCUAUAUGAUGACCGACGCAUGUGGGUCCCAAUAUACUUCAAGGGUAAAUUUUGGGCAGCAAUGCGGAGUACGCAAAGGAGUGAGAGCAUGCACACAUUCUACGGUGGAUACUUAUACAGUAAAACUAGCUUGGUUCAAUUUGUUCACGAAUAUGACAAUGUGCUUGGAGUCAUGGAGCAGAGGGAACUGGAGGAUGAUGCUGCAGACUCGAGGGGGGCUAAUUGCAGAGUUUCUGCAGUUGAUGAACAGGGUCCAUUGGUCUGCGUGAAGGUGGAAGAGGAGAAACUAGUCAACGAUACUAUUCUAUGUGUUCCAUACGAUGUUCACUUUGACCGUUCCACACAGGAGCUUCGUUGUGAGUGCAAUCUUUUUGAGAGUUCAGAGUUCGUUGGUGACGAUGAUGAAAUAGCAUUGCUGCAUGUUGCUUUGGAAGAAACAAGGGCCAAGUUGGCUGCGCACCGUGCCAAAAAGAGGUCCGAGAGCGUGUCAGAUACCCAGACCAACAUUGGCUCACAGAGUUCGAACGAUGUUGGUAUUGAUGACAUCCAAGGCCCAUCGAAGGUCACCACAAAAGGCAAGCCAAAGAGUAAGAGGCUCGGCUAUGCCCUUGAGAAGUCCUUCAAGAAUUCAAGACGGAGAAAACAAAAGAAUUCAUCCCCGGUGGUUCGUCCGCACGCAUUUCAAGAUAUAAACCAUGGUGUUAUUGCUGGCUUGAAUUUUCCCGACCAAGCCGGUGGUUUCAUGUCUUUGUUAAGCUCCUUCAACAAAAAGUAG
Arachis ipaensis is the source of this 1329-nucleotide messenger RNA. Lineage: Eukaryota; Viridiplantae; Streptophyta; Magnoliopsida; Fabales; Fabaceae. The record is from RefSeq and is a predicted model, not a curated record.